AUGAGUCAACUAGGACAAGUGGCCGGAAUUUUACGUAAACUUAAUGAAGAAUAUCAAAUUAGUACACCGAAAAAAUUAAAAUUAAUUGAUGCAUAUUUAAUUUAUGUUUUAUUAACGGGUAUUAUUCAAUUUGCUUAUUGCCUUCUUGUUGGAACAUUUCCAUUUAAUUCAUUUCUUUCGGGAUUUAUUUCAACAGUUGGUUGUUUUAUUUUAGCUGCAAGUUUACGUAUUCAAUUGAAUAAGGCUAAUCAAUCAACGUUCAAUGUUACACCUGAACGUGCUUUUGCUGAUUUCGUUUUUGCUCAUAUCAUUUUACAUUUAGUUGUGAUCAAUUUUAUUGGUUAA
Rotaria socialis is the source of this 345-nucleotide messenger RNA. NCBI's taxonomy places the organism in Eukaryota, Metazoa, Rotifera, Eurotatoria, Philodinida, Philodinidae. The record is from the annotation of a GenBank genome assembly.